UCAACUUGUUCUAAGCGCAAUAAACUUGGUUCAAACUAAGCGCAAGCAUGUCACACGUUUUUAAAAGCCCCCCCCCCCUCCGCCCGCCACUUUAAAACUUCAGGCAGGCUGUCGUUCAAAAGGGGCUGUUUAAAUCAGAAAAAUCCAAUUUGGAAAGUGUUGCCACUCUUAGCUUAAGAAAAAGGGACAUCUGAGCAGCAAUCUCUUUCCAUUUUUACUCCCCACCCCAGACACUAGUCUCCUAACCCCUCAGAUCCUCCUUUGACUGGUCCCUGAAUGUUUCAGAAGCCCACACACCAAACCUUACUGAUUCAUGCUUCUUGUUGAUCCAGACCCUUCAUUCAUUAAAACAAAGGGACAAUUACUCCUUGGGUCUGGCAACAACCAACACAGAUAAUAUCCCAGUCUGGAACAGGAACAGAAAGAUUGACUGAAAUAACAGAAAAGAAACUGAGAACAUGGCAACUGCCCAGAAGCAAAGAAAUUCAUUGAGUGCAGCAAUAUUUCCCAACAAAAUAGCAACAGAGCAGCAAUCACUGGUAUUAGUGAAGCGAAUGCUUGCAGUAGCUGUCUCUUGCAUUACUUACCUAAGAGGGAUCUUUCCAGAAGAUGCAUAUGGAACGAGAUAUUUAGAUGAUCUUUGUGUGAAAAUACUAAGAGAAGACAAAAACUGUCCAGGCUCCAGUCAACUGGUGAAAUGGAUGUUAGGAUGUUACGACGCACUGCAGAAAAAAUAUCUGAGGUUGAUCGUCUUGGCAGUCUACACUAAUCAGGAGAAUCCUCAGACUGUUACAGAAUGCUACCAAUUUAAGUUCAAAUACACUGACCAAGGAGCAGCGAUGGAUUUCACCAGUAAAAACCAGGGGAAGAGUUCCAACAUCACAUGUGCAGAUACUAAGAAAGCAAGUAUUUUGCUGAUACGAAAGAUUUAUGUCCUGAUGCAGAAUUUAGGUCCUCUACCUGAUGACAUUUGUCUGACAAUGAAACUCUUCUAUUAUGAUGAAGUUACGCCACCUGACUACCAACCACCUGGAUUCAAAGAAGGUGAUUCUGAAGGGAUGGAAUUUGAGGGGGAACCAAUGUACCUAAAUGUGGGUGAGGUUCCCACCCCUUUUCAUAUGUUAAAAGUUAAAGUGACAACACAGAAAGAGCGAAUGGAGCACAUUGAUAAAGCCAUACUGAAGCAGAGCAACUCUUUGACUCCUCCAAAGGCAUAUCUUGAUGCAGAACAAGAGCAGAAAAAUGAUGAGGUUUUUAUUGCAGAAAAUAAAACAAGGGAGCAGACGAACACUCGCAAAGAUUUGCUUGUGGGAGGAGAACUAAAUUUAACAUGUGAAGAAGAUGAAAAUAUGAGAACAGAAGGAAGCCAAGCUCUCUCCAUCAAUAAUUCUCAGGUAGAGCAUCUAGUAAAUGAGACAUCAAAACUUGAAGUAUCUGAGGGCAAGACCCGAAGUGGAAAGAGAUUUCAACGAAGCACAGGUGGUGCAGAAAACAGGAAACAGCAGGUUGGAGCAAAGUGUCCUAAAGAACACCAAAAGAGAAGCAGCUCGGAAUCAGGCAAGCCAGUCUAUCAUUUUGAAUUCUCUUCUAGUCAAGACUCGGGACCUAAACGGAGAAAAUUUAGUGAACCAAAGGAGCAGUUCUAGAUAUUCACUUAAUAAUGCUUUCUUUCGAUUUUUUUAAAAGACUACUCUUCUCAUUGUAAUUAGUAUUUUGCAUUUUAGAGGCAAACUGUUAAACUUUUAGACACUGAAUGUUCUUUGAUGCCUUUUAUUGGCAGUCAAGGGCACAGAGUUUUAAUUCAAAUAAGAAUACAACUCAAGGUGAGAGGCCCAAAUAUAACCUAUCAGCCUGGAUGGAGUGGGUAGCUGCUAUUGUCUGAGGACAACAUAAAUUAGCUGCUGCAUUGAGGCCUGAUUUCAACAUGCAAAUAUAAUGUGUGAUCUUAUACAUAGCCAACUUCAUGUUUAGCUCAGGUUCUCAACUAUCACACAUGCAGUGUCCCUGGUUACAGAUCUCUGGUGUGCUAAUCUUGCAUGCACAGGUGAAAUGAAGUACCACGAGUGGUUCAAAUCACACCUGAGGAAAACUUACUUAAGGAGCAACUAGGACAAAUUAUUUCAAGAGACUUUUCUAAUAAGGCUUAACAAAUGUUUUUUUCCUGUGUUCAGAGUGAAUCUUGCUGACCUAACACAAAAUCUGAGUUUUGGCAAAAUAGCAUGCAAGAAACAAAAAGUUAAAUGUUUGUGUUGUCAAUCUGACACCAGUAACAGCUGCACUGUUAAAAGGAUAAAAGAAAAUCAGACAGCUAACAUUUCAAGUUUUGUUUUUUCCCCUAGUUCCUAACACAAAACUGAACCUUUAGACAUUGUUCUGAUAGCUAAAAGACGUUUCAUAAACAGGAAUUGUAACCAUUGACUAAAACAUAGCCUACUCAUAUUUAUUAGUUUGUAUGAGAGAUGGUUAUCAGUAGUCAAAAAAAGCUCUAUUAUUUUUAAUUUUUUGCAAAAUGCAGAGUCUUCUUGAACUUUCAAUUAAUCAGAAUAAUCUCAGGUAACACUGAUGGUAACACUAAUGUUACAACAUUUAAAAAAAUAGCUAAGAGUUUGUAACCAACCAAUGGCUCAAUCCAGAGAACAUUAAUUACAUUAAGUCCAUGGAAUGCAAAGUUGCAACCCACUGCAAUCGCAGUGAUGUCAACAGCACAGCUAACUUUCUCUGGAUCAGGGCUAAUAACUUUUAAAACAACGAUUAUCUUAUUUUCCCUUACAAGAAGCAUUUUCAAGAGAUCGAGGAGGGGAUGGAAGUUAUGCCAUACCCUUCUUAAAACAUAAUGGUUGUAUAAUUUCGAUUCAAGAAUGUAUUGAUUUGUAAUGAAACGUUCACAGAGGUCUGCAAGGCAUGUACAUUCUGUUUCAGAUCUUCCGAUUUUAUAGCCACAAUAAAAUAUUUACAGUUUGAACAA
This is a messenger RNA of Hemicordylus capensis (graceful crag lizard), 2965 nucleotides long. RefSeq names its product HORMA domain containing 1 (gene HORMAD1). NCBI's taxonomy places the organism in Eukaryota, Metazoa, Chordata, Lepidosauria, Squamata, Cordylidae. The record is from RefSeq and is a predicted model, not a curated record. The transcript has 15 exons. The coding region runs from base 459 to 1646 and encodes 395 amino acids.